Messenger RNA from Entrophospora sp. SA101, 885 nucleotides. The record is from the annotation of a GenBank genome assembly. NCBI's taxonomy places the organism in Eukaryota, Fungi, Glomeromycota, Glomeromycetes, Entrophosporales, Entrophosporaceae.
AUGCAAUUUUUACAAAACCUUCAAAAUAAAAAUUACGGAACAUUUAAUUAUAACGAUCCGAAUAAAUCCUCUCAUACAUCAAGAGCUAAUCUUGAAUCAAAUGAUAGAAAUGUCGUAGAAAUAUCUAGUCAACCUUUUUAUCAAAGAUUCCCAUCUACCAUAAUAAUUAGAAAUGUUGGUAGUAUGGCAAGGGAUCAAUUUUCAAUUCAAAGAACAUGCUUGAGUUUUAUCAAAUUCGGAAUUGCUUUAUUUUUAGUAGGAAUAUCAUUUUUAAUACAUAUUUAUCAUAUAGAUAAUGGUGAUGAUGUUGGUGAAAAUCCAAAUUCUAGCAACGAAUUAUUUAAUUUAUCAAUUUCAUUUUUUCCAUCAGAAGAAACAAUACAUAAUAUAAUUGGAUUGAUGUUUAUAAGUUUAGGUUUUUUUGUAAUUAUAUGGGCGACUUGUAAUUAUUUAAAAUUUCAAAAAAUGUUUAUUGAUUCAGCUGUAAUUAUUCAAAAUGAAGAAUUCGACGUUUCAGUUAUGAUGACUAUAGGAGAAGAAUUCGGCAAAACUAUAGAGUACACGUUUGAAAACUCUGAUGGCUUGAACAAGUUGAAAUUUUAUUACAACAUGAAUGCAGCGGAUGCCGAAAAAGGAAAAGUUGGCUUAGCUUUAAGGGUUUUUUCGCCUAGUCACACAACUGAUAUUCCAAGUACCAUUGCAUCAGCUGGUGGUAUCAUGGGAGCCAUUCUUGCGUGGUUAUUUGGAUCCAGCAGUUUAGAUUCAUGGGGUAUUGCAAGAAGAAUUGCAGUAAUCUGUAGCGGUAUUUGGUUAAAGUUGCAAUCACAAGAAAUUCUUGGAUACUUCGUUUUACAAUUAUCAAGAAAAAGCACAAAAGAAAAUUGA